GCGGCGGAGGCGGGCUCCGAGCUUGGCGCCGCGUCCUCUGCGGUCCCUGCUGCGGCGUGGUGGGCGGCAUGUCUGCGCCGGGAGGGAAGGCGUGUGGGGACACGGGGCAAGAGGCCGGCACUGCUGCGGCCGGUUCUUUCAGCUUCAGCCCGGAGCCCACGCUCGAGGACAUCCGCCGCCUCCAUGCUGAAUUUGCUGCGGAACGAGACUGGGAACAGUUCCACCAGCCUCGGAACCUUCUCCUGGCCCUGGUGGGGGAAGUGGGGGAGCUGGCAGAACUUUUUCAGUGGAAGCCUGAUGAGGAGCCGGGCCCCCAAGCUUGGCCUCCCCGGGAUCGGGCAGCCCUUCAAGAGGAACUUAGUGACGUUCUCAUUUACCUGGUGGCACUAGCAGCCCGCUGCCGUGUGGAUCUGCCCCAGGCAGUGCUCGCCAAGAUGGACAUCAACCGGCGCCGCUACCCAGCGCAUCUGUCCCGAGGCUCCGCCCGCAAGUACACGGACUUGCCCCUUGGGGCCACCUCUGAAGACCAGACCGUGGGGCCUGCACAGCAGGCGUCAACCUAGAAAAUGGGCACGGACUCUCUGAUUAAACGUGGCACCCAAGGAGCAGAGGGUACCUGGCCAUGGAACUUCCUUCUAGUCC
Sorex fumeus (smoky shrew) is the source of this 642-nucleotide messenger RNA. It is a transcript of the gene DCTPP1, whose product is annotated as dCTP pyrophosphatase 1. The record is from RefSeq and is a predicted model, not a curated record. Gene Ontology annotation, biological process: nucleoside triphosphate catabolic process. The transcript has 3 exons. NCBI's taxonomy places the organism in Eukaryota, Metazoa, Chordata, Mammalia, Eulipotyphla, Soricidae. The coding region runs from base 69 to 563 and encodes 164 amino acids. Gene Ontology annotation, molecular function: nucleoside triphosphate diphosphatase activity.